Penicillium taxi is the source of this 1359-nucleotide messenger RNA. Its product is annotated as NAD(P)/FAD-dependent oxidoreductase. The record is from RefSeq and is a predicted model, not a curated record. NCBI's taxonomy places the organism in Eukaryota, Fungi, Ascomycota, Eurotiomycetes, Eurotiales, Aspergillaceae. Bases 1 to 1359 code for a protein of 452 amino acids. The transcript is spliced from 3 exons. Gene Ontology annotation, molecular function: sarcosine oxidase activity; flavin adenine dinucleotide binding; saccharopine oxidase activity.
AUGUCUUUAAACAAUUCUACCCCGAGCUCUCCCUCAACUACAUCUGCCUCAACCACUCCUUCAUACCUCAUCAUUGGGGCUGGUGUAUUCGGCGUAUCAACUGCUUAUCACCUAAUUCGGAAAUAUCCUAAUGCAUCAGUGACUCUGGUUGAUCGAGAUGCAUACGAUGCCGAGUCUCGAGUAGCUGCAUCAUGGGACUGGAACAAGGUUGUUCGCGCCGACUACGACGAUAUGAUCUACUGCAGACUGGCUCUUGAGGCCCAAGACAUUUUCAAGUCAGAUCCUCUUUGGCAACCCUUUUUCCACCAGACCGGCGUCUACUGGAAUUGCCGUAGUAACUAUGCGCAAACCGUUAUUUCCCACCACAAGGAGCUCGGCCGUAGUGAUGACAUCAUUGCACUGCCUGUCUCCGAGGCCCGGAAACUUUACAACGGAAUUUUCGAGAACGCAGAUUAUACCGGCGUCAAAGAAGUUCUCGUGAACAGGGCCAGUGGUUGGGCUGCUGCUGGAGAUUCUCUUCGAGCUGUUACGAAGAAAUGCCUCGAGUUGGGCGUAAAGUACGUGACGGCUGACGUCUCUACUCUUGAAUUUAAUGGCCGUGGCUCUUGCACUGGCGCCAAGACGAAAUAUGGCCAGACCUUGUCCGCUACGCAUACUAUCGUCGCUGCUGGUGCUUUUACACCCACAUUGCUGGAGUGGAGUGCCGCCAAGAGCGGCAAUACUGGUCUCCGAGCUGGAGACAGAAUUGUGGCCGCUGGUAUUACAACGGGAAUGGCACAGCUCGACGCGGAGGGAUAUAAGAAGUAUAAGGACAUGCCUGUUGGCUUCCAGGGCUACACAUCCGAGGAGGGCAAGCCAUUCAUUGGUAGCAUUCCUCCAACCGCGGAUGGAGAGCUUAAGUGGUGGGGAUCAAAAAUUUUUACAAACACGCGAGAGGUAUUGCCUGGACGGUACAUUUCCUCUCCACCCCCCACACAUGACUACAACCAGUGGAAAGUUCCUGGACCUCUCAAGCAGGAUAUCAUUGAGUCCAGGAAUCUGUGGUAUGGACCCGAGAGUGCGGAUUGGAACAUGACGAAGCACCGAAUUUGCUGGGACGCUUUCACCACUACCUCUGACUUCAUCAUAUCUCCACACUCUGCUUCCCGAGGACUUUACGUCGCAACUUGCGGCUCUUUCCACGGCUUCAAGUUCUUCCCUGUGCUUGGAAAGUAUAUCACACAGAUGCUGGAGGGAGAACUGGAGCCUAAAUUGGCAGAGAAGUGGGCGUGGGACCGACAGCGACCCGACUCAUCUGACAAUGUCGAGUACCCUAACUCUGAGAUGAAGCAUCUCUUAGGCUCGACUGCUAAGCUGUAA